Messenger RNA from Stomoxys calcitrans (stable fly), 3482 nucleotides. It is a transcript of the gene bib, whose product is annotated as neurogenic protein big brain. Gene Ontology annotation, cellular component: plasma membrane. The transcript is spliced from 5 exons. The record is from RefSeq and is a predicted model, not a curated record. Lineage: Eukaryota; Metazoa; Arthropoda; Insecta; Diptera; Muscidae. Gene Ontology annotation, molecular function: water channel activity. Gene Ontology annotation, biological process: transmembrane transport. Bases 446 to 2584 code for a protein of 712 amino acids.
GGUUCACGUUGCCAAGUUUACGCGGGUGAUACAGAAUCAAAUCAAAACUAGAAAAACGAAAAGAUCGAUACAACGUUUUCCGUGUGUAUUUGACAGUUGUUGCACAAAUAUAGGACUUCAGUAGUGGAUACCAUAAAUUACUAAAUUUAUUUUAUAUAUAUCUUGACUUUUAUCGCAAAUUUUAGUGAAAAAUGCGCACAUGCAACUUUAAUUGAAUUUAAUUCAUUUCAAUUAAAAACGGUUGUGGACUCCUUUGUAGAGAGAUCUUAAGAACAGUGUUUGCAAAAGGCCUACUACUGUUGUUAUUUUAUGUCUAUUUGAAAGCCGCCAAGUGAAACAUGAUUGCCUAGCCCAAUCUUUGUGAUUAAAAAAAAAAAUAAAAUUUUCAAACGGUAAAUCAAAGCUUAAAACCUUAAAGAAAAAGAAAACUUCAUCACUCGAAAAUAUGGCUGACGAAACUUUGCAAACGAUACCCUUGGAAAACAAUAUUGAUGCGCAUAUUGUAACACUAUUUGAACGUCUGGAAGCGAUACGUCGAGACAAUCAGUGCAAUGCUAUUAACAAUCGUUUGUCCAGCACUUUGCAGCCCAAGAGGAGUAUGCAGGCUGAAAUUAGAACCUUGGAAUUUUGGAGAUCCAUAAUUAGUGAAUGUCUGGCAUCGUUCUUUUAUGUCUUCAUCGUUUGCGGUGCGGCCGCGGGGGCUGGCGUGGGUGCCAGUGUUUCCUCGGUGUUAUUGGCUACAGCUUUAGCUUCGGGUUUAGCCAUGGGUACCCUCACACAAUGUUUCCUGCAUAUAUCGGGCGCUCACAUAAAUCCAGCUGUAACAUUAGCAUCCUGUGUCAUACGCUCCAUAUCACCACUACGUGCGGCUAUGUACAUAACGGCCCAAUGUGGUGGAGGCAUAGCUGGAGCUGCUCUACUUUAUGGAGUCACCGUACCUGGUUAUCAGGGUAAUUUACAGGCAGCCAUAUCUCACAGUGCCACCUUAGCAGCCUGGGAACGUUUUGGCGUGGAAUUUAUUUUAACGUUUGUUGUGGUCUUAACAUAUUUCGUUUCAACGGAUUCUGUUAAAAAAAUUAUGGGACAUUCUGCAUCCUCCAUAGCCGCAGCGUAUAGUGCGUGCAGUUUUGUUUCGAUGCCAUAUCUUAAUCCCGCUCGCUCCUUGGGUCCCUCGUUCGUUCUCAAUAAAUGGGAUAACCACUGGGUGUAUUGGUUUGGUCCAUUGGUUGGAGGCAUCGCUUCGGGCAUUGUCUACGAAUUCAUAUUCAGCUCAAAACGUAAUGCUCGUCACAUUAAAGCAGCCAUGGACAAUGAAUCAUCGUCCAUCAACUCAGAAGAUGAGUUGAAUUAUGAUUUAGAUAUGGAAAAACAAACUAUGCAAACCAAAUACCAGGGCACAUUCCAACGUGCACAAAAUACCAACAUGCCUUCUACCCAAAACAGUGGUGGUGGUAGUGGUGGUGGAGUUGGUGUCGUUGCUUCAUCUGGUCCCAGUGGUGGAACUGGUAACUACUGUCAAAAUUUGUACACAGCUCCCCCGAAAUUCGACCAACCACAAGAGCCUUUGUAUGGCGGCACACGUUCCAUGUAUUGUCGUUCACCCACACUGACUCGCACCAAUUUGAAUCGUUCGCAAUCGGUUUAUGCCAAAAGCAAUACAAAUAUUAAUCGGGAUAUAGUGCCCAGAUCAGGACCUCUGGUUCCAGCCCAAAGCUUAUACCGCAUGAAUAUCCAACAAAAUCAACAACAACAGCAUCAACAACAACAACAGCAGCAGCAGCAGCAUCAACAAUCUUCGCACCUUCAAAAUCAAAAUGUGCAGAACCAAUUGCAACAGAGAUCAGAGAGCAUUUAUGGCAUGCGAACCUCCAAUCGUCAGAAUCAGCAGCAACCACAACAUCAAGGCCAAAUGCCACACCAUCUAACGGGACAACUUAUGCAACACCAACCACCACCGCCAGCACCCAAUCAACAACAACAACAGCAGCAGCAGCAGCAGCAACUCCAUUCACAGCAGCCCCAGGACAAUGGUCCACAAAGUUUCCAAUCGGUUUAUGGAACCAGACAUAAUCCAAAUCCCACCGAUGGCAACAUAAAAUUUGAACGUCGUCCUGAAUCGGUUUAUGGCAUGACAGUGCCUCGCAAUCGUGGCCAGUCUGCCCAAUCGGAUGACAGUUCAUAUGGCUCCUAUCACGGAUCCUCGAUGACACCACCAGCCCGUAUUCCAAGCACUGAGCCACCCAUGAUAAUGUAUGCCCCACCACCUCAACCAAAUCCACAUCAAGUCUCUUCCUCCAGUCAAGCGCCAAUGAGAACACAAUCAGAACGUAAAGUGUCAGCACCAGUGGUGGCAUCACAGGCUUCCACGAUGACAUCCACAACGACAACAAUAGGACAAUUUUCAACUAGUCAGGCAACACCAACCCACCCAACACCAUCUCAUACCCAACAACAACAGCCUCCCUCACAGCAGCAGCAAAUGAUGGCUCAACAUCACCAACAGUCGCAGCAGCAGCAGCAGCAACCCCCACCACCCGCACAUCCUCAACAGCAUUAUGGCAUGAUGCCCAUGAGGUCCAAUUGAAAAAGGCUUUCGUGGAGCCCAGCUCUACAAAAACAAUACGAAAUAGAAGACACCACUUCCAAGACUUCAUGAGAACUAAUACUUCAGGGUUUCUUCAAGGCAUAGAAGAACUGGCUAAAGACUGAAAAGAAUUUAUGGAAGUGGUUUAAUUUUUAUGUUGGAAGUAGUUAAGGCGUAAACGAAAUCAUAUUUAGUCAAGCUACAAUGUACGCAUUUCAAGGUUAUGUUUUUACGAGCAGGAUCAUUUUGAAGUGAUGUUUCGAAAUCGUUUUGUUUUUUAUUGCUACACUUUUUCCAACUUGGCCCGGACUUAUUUAAAUGUUUUGGCUUAUUAUAAUUGUUUUUUCUGGCUACUACUACUGCUGGCCUGAUUAAUCAGUUGUUAUAUAGUAUUCUUCUAUUACACAAAUGAAAAGUCCUUCAAAAUUAACACAAAAUGCCCACUAGAUGUUUAAAGAAACCUUGUGUAGACCUUUAGUCAACAUUUCUAUCGUAGCAAUUGAAUUUUUUACCUGGAAAAUCAUUGGUUGUUCGAAUCAUGAGUGAAGCUUUUCAGUUCUAAAAUCAAUUUCUAAUUUGAAGUCGAAUCAUGCGAAAGUAUUUCGAAUCUAUUUUUCCUUUCGAUUGUUUUGACCUGCACAUAUCAAUAGGUAAUAGAUUGGUAACUGUAAGCCCGGCAGCCAGGAGGCGGGAGAACACUGUACAGUACUGUAACCGAUACGUCUAUCUUUUGCAAUUCAUUUUCGUAUGGUCGCUUAGCCCUACUCUCUUGGCUUUGGGAAAUGGAUAACAAAAAAAGAUUUGUCUGUUAGGCUUUUUGGUCUUGCUUCUUCAGCUUAAAGAACUUUAUUGAUAAAUAAAAAUGUGCUUGUGUUAUUAAUAAAAUCUUGACAACGUA